CUCCCACAUUCGGUUUCCAGUCCAGCUCGGCACGUCGAACGCGCCACUUCAAUCGGAUUGUCUCGGAGAUUUGAAAUACUUGAUUUAUCUCUUGAAGUCAUUGGCGUCAAUUUAAGAUAUAAUUAAUUUCUCGUGAAUGAAAGCCGUCUUAUUUUAGUGACAUCGGAAUAAAAUGAGAUGAAGUGAAAAUCUGGCUGAAUUUUUGUUAGAAGAUAAAUGUACCGGCGAUGACAUAAACCAGAUUUGACAACACGUCGUAAGGAUGUGUUACGUGAUAGUCACCGGGCGCAGCCUCUUGUGGUCCCUGCUGUCUCUGGUUGCUAUGAUGGCAGUACUUUCCGCUCUCAUCACUCCAAAGUGGAUCGUGGGACCACCCAAAACAAAAAUCACUGAAAAUGGGACAGAACUCUACUACCCAACAGCAGGUAUUUUUAACAGAUGCACUCGUCUUUUUGGCAAAAUGCACUGCGCUAAUUUCAACGCUGAUGGAUUUGCCACGGACCCCUCGGUGUUUCCAAGCUGCUGGAAAGCGUCACUCUUUUUCCUCUCACUUGGAUUAUCAGUGAUGGCCCUAACAGUCUUUGCAGCGCUCCUUGGAUGUUGCGUCCAGAGUAUUGGACGCAAAAGUAUCUUCAAUCUUGCGGGUGUUGCCCAGGCUGUCGCUGGGAUUGCUUACUUAUUUGGGAUGAUACUCUACCCAGCUGGGUGGGGAGCGGAACGAGUUGUGAGAAUAUGCGGCUCCGAGGCUGGACCAUUUUUGCUUGGAGACUGCAGUCUUGGCUGGGCAUUCUACAGUGCAGCAAUUGGCGUAGCUCUGACGUUCGUCUGUGCAAUGCUCAGCGCCCAAGCAGAAAAAUCCACAGCAAGCGAUAAAGUUCAGGACAAAAUGAACGAAGGAAAGACGUUGAUCUGCUUGGCAUCAUGAGAACACCUAGUCAGUGAACAGGAAGGCUGGCCACGCCGACGAGGUGCCUACGUAACGGAAAAAAUCUUUAAAGAAGAUGGCGAGAAAGUAGAGUACAAGUUGAGCCAUUCUUCAUCAGUCCAAAGGAGUCACUGCACCUUUUAUGGAGAUUAUUGUCUUCUUCAAUCGAUUUUGACCUCCAAAGGCUCUUGCGUUAACUUCACAAUGUUAUUUGAGACAUUCUAUUCUACUGCAGUCAUUCUUUACUCCCAGUUUACGUGUACGAAUAUAGCUAUAACAAUUCUCUCUUGUA
Molecule: messenger RNA, 1217 nt
Organism: Diachasmimorpha longicaudata
Lineage: Eukaryota; Metazoa; Arthropoda; Insecta; Hymenoptera; Braconidae
Product: LHFPL tetraspan subfamily member 2 protein
Exons: 4
Coding region: 263-925 (220 amino acids)
Cellular component (GO): membrane
Source: RefSeq, a predicted model, not a curated record